ACCAUUUCUAAACCAUUGAACGCUAUUGGCAAGAUACUAAGCGAGGCAUUAGACGGAAUUGAUGACGACCGCCGUAGGCCAGAAUCGGGCCAAUGGAAUCACCCAGAACAAAUAUACCAGUAUUCACAAGAUACGCGUACUCCCGAAGGAGGUAGCUAUCCUGGUUCCGUUAUUCAAGCUCCAUAUAAGACACGAGUACGGCCCGCAACACCAUCACCUAGUACUACUCCGAUGACAGGUGGACUUGCUGGACCUCCUCCAUUACCUCCUAGAGGAGCACAAUAUUUCUCCCCUUAUUCAGGAAUGGACGCAUCGCAACGUUCUCAGUCACCAUCGCCUCAAAUGCAAGGAAGAAAUCUCGAGGCGGAGAUUGGGGCAAUCGAAGACGCUCAUCGACAAGCCGCAAAAGAUACAGUUGUACAGAUCUUCCCCACCGUGGAAAGUGAAGUGAUAGAUAUGGUUUUAGAAGCUAAUGGAGGUGAUCUUGGGCGAACCAUAGAUGCUCUUUUGGAGAUUUCUGCGAGUGGAUAA
Molecule: messenger RNA, 531 nt
Organism: Acaulospora colombiana
Lineage: Eukaryota; Fungi; Glomeromycota; Glomeromycetes; Diversisporales; Acaulosporaceae
Source: the annotation of a GenBank genome assembly